UUUUGCAAAAAAAAAAAUUAUUCACGAAUACAAACAAAAAAAAACCGAAAAUCAAACAAGAAACAACCUCGCGCAACGUGCUUCAAAUGAAAUAAAUAAUAUAUAAUUUUUUUUUGUUUACUUUCUUCUCGUAAACGUCGCAACCGCUGCUACUUUUUUUAGUAGCUCCACCUGUUCUAGCUUCUAAUAAUUCUAAAGAAAAAUCAAAACCAAGAGUUGUUUGGGAACAACCAAAGUGACGCACAAAACUAACAACAAAAAGCAUUCCAUGACUACGCAAUUAAAAUAAUCUUCAAGUACAGAUUUUCUCAAAUCUCUAAGAACUAAAGAAAGACAAAAAAGGGCUAAUUUUAUAUAUAUUUUUUUUUUGUUUUUACGUAAUAAUGUUUUUUUCUAUAUAAAAAAUUAAUUAGUUUUGAAUUUAAUGGCUUCAAAUGCUUUUGUUGGAAAAUUAAUUGCCAGUCUAGUUUUAUCAAUCGUUCUCUAUUACUUCUUCUGGGUGUUCGUUUUGCCUUUCAUGCUCAUUGAAGAGGAUAAUAUUAUACAUUCGUUCUUUUUGCCGCUGCAAUACGCUUUUGCUAUUCCAGCUGCCUUUGGCGUUUGUUUCGUUGGUGGACUAUCAGUCUUUACAUUCUAUCACAUAUGGGAUCACGUUAGUUUCUUUUAA
This is a messenger RNA of Episyrphus balteatus (marmalade hoverfly), 667 nucleotides long. RefSeq lists its product as uncharacterized. Gene Ontology annotation, molecular function: enzyme regulator activity. The record is from RefSeq and is a predicted model, not a curated record. The transcript has 2 exons. Gene Ontology annotation, cellular component: endoplasmic reticulum membrane; dolichol-phosphate-mannose synthase complex. Gene Ontology annotation, biological process: GPI anchor biosynthetic process. The coding region runs from base 425 to 667 and encodes 80 amino acids. NCBI's taxonomy places the organism in Eukaryota, Metazoa, Arthropoda, Insecta, Diptera, Syrphidae.